This is a messenger RNA of Sciurus carolinensis (gray squirrel), 3704 nucleotides long. It is a transcript of the gene Zfpm1, whose product is annotated as zinc finger protein, FOG family member 1. The coding region runs from base 347 to 3295 and encodes 982 amino acids. NCBI's taxonomy places the organism in Eukaryota, Metazoa, Chordata, Mammalia, Rodentia, Sciuridae. Gene Ontology annotation, biological process: positive regulation of transcription by RNA polymerase II; erythrocyte differentiation; heart development. Gene Ontology annotation, cellular component: nucleus. The record is from RefSeq and is a predicted model, not a curated record. The transcript is spliced from 10 exons. Gene Ontology annotation, molecular function: RNA polymerase II-specific DNA-binding transcription factor binding.
GCCCUCGCGGUGGCCGCCGGUUCGCCGCUUGCUGCCCGCAGGUUCCAUUGAGAAAAGCCGGGCGGCGGCGGCGGUGUCUGCGCGGGAGCCGAAGAGCCGGCACCAGCCCGCCGCCCGCCCGCUGGGCAGUCCGCGCGCCCGAGCGCAGGGCCGUGGCCUUCGGCCUCCGCGGCGGCGCCAGCGGCUCCCAGCCGGGCGCGGCGGGCUGGGGGCACGAGCCCGGGCGGCCGUGGAACCCGGGAACCGGGGGCAUGAGCGACCCCGCGGCCCCGCCGCGCCCCCGCCGCCCGCCGCCGCCCGUCAGGGGCUAGAGGCGGCCGCCGCGAGGGCGCGCGGCGCCGGAGACAUGUCCAGGAGGAAACAGAGCAACCCCCGGCAGAUCAAGCGUUCCCUCGGAGACAUGGAGACCAGAGAGGAGGCCCAGGCCAUGGACACCAGCCUCAUGGAGCAGGAGGCCCCGGCACCAGAGCCCCAAGCCCCAGAGGAGCCCAGGCCCCCAAGUCCAUCCAGCACAGACACGAAUCCGCCCCCAGCGCCAGCGACCCCCACGUCCCCAGGAGGCCCCGAGGAGAUGGAGGAGCAGGAGCCAGAGACCAGGCCCCAGGAGGCGGCCCUGGCAGCAGCCAGCCCCUGGAGUGGGCCAGAGGAGUUGGAGCUGGUGCUGCAGGACCGGCAGAGGCGCGUGCAGGCCCGGCUGGGCCUCGCCCAGGGCCUGUCCUGGGGCCCCUUCCACGGGAGCAUCCAGACCAGAGCCUCUUCCCCCCAGCAGGCAGAACCGGGCCCGGCCCUGACCCUGCUUCUGGUGGACGAGGCCUGCUGGCUGAGGACACUGCCCCAGGCCCGGACAGAGGCCGAAGCCAACGCAGAGAUCUACAGGAAGGAUGACACCCUCUGGUGCAGGGUCACCAAGCCAGUGCCUGCAGGUGGACUCCUGCGUGUGUUCCUCGUGGCUGAGCCCUGCAGUCCCGCCGUGAAGGAGGAGCCCGCAGAGCCCGAGUGUCCGGCCCCGGUGCACACUGACAUCCAGCUCCUGCCCCAGCAGGCCGGCAUGGCGUCCAUCCUGGCCUCUGCAGUCAUCAACAAGGACGUCUUCCCCUGCAAGGACUGUGGCAUCUGGUACCGGAGCGAGCGCAACCUGCAAGCCCACCUGCUGUACUACUGCGCCAGCCGCCAGAGUGCGGGCUCCCCAGCCACGGCCGCCACCGAGGAGAAGCCCAAGGAGGCCCACCCCAACGAGCGCAUCUGCCCCUUCCCCCAGUGCCGCAAAAGCUGCCCCAGCGCCAGCUCCCUGGAGAUCCACCUGCGCAGCCACAGUGGAGAGCGGCCUUUCGUGUGCCUCAUCUGCCUGUCAGCCUUCACCACCAAGGCCAACUGCGAGCGCCAUCUCAAGGUGCACACAGACACACUCAGUGGUGUCUGUCACAGCUGUGGCUUCAUCUCCACCACAAGGGACAUCCUCUACAGCCACUUAGUGACCAACCACAUGGUCUGCCAGCCGGGCUCUAAGGGUGAGAUAUACUCUCCAGGGGCCGGACAUCCAGCUGCCAAGCUGCCCCCAGAGCCUGGCCCCAGCCUGAGAAGCCACCCCUGUGGUCACCUUGCAGACAGUCUGGCCAGUAUCCAGCAGCACUCAGCUCCACGUGGCUCCCGGGCCUCAACCGACCUAGGCCUGGCACCCACCCCAUCACCAGGACAGGACAGAAAGGUUCUGGCUGAGGCCACCAACGGAGAGGCCAGAGUGGCCCCCCAGAAUGGUGGCAGCAGUGAGACCCCCGCGGCUCCCAGGAGCAUCAAGGUGGAGGCAGUGGAGCCAGAAGUAGCCCGUGCUCCAGCCCCUGGAGAGCCAGGGCCCCAGGCUCUGUCGCGGACGCCAUCACCGCACAGCCCCACUGCAACCAGGGUGAAAGCAGAGCUGUCCAGUCCCACACCCGGCUCCAGCCCAGGACCCGGUGAGCUGGGCCUGGCUGGAGCGCUCUUCCUGCCGCACUACGUGUUCGGGCCAGAUGCGGCCGCUCCCCCAGGCGCGCCGCAGGCCUCGGAGAUCCUGGCCAAGAUGUCCGAGCUGGUGCACAGUCGGCUGCAGCAGGGUGCGGGCGUGACGGGGACACCAGCUGGCCUCUUCGCCGGGGCCAAGGGCGCCACGUGCUUCGAGUGCGAGAUCACCUUCAACAACGUCAACAACUUCUACGUGCACAAGCGGCUCUACUGCUCCGGCCGCCGCCCGCCCGAGGACGCACAGGCCGCACGCAGGCCCAAGGCGCCCCCGGGUCCACCGCGGGCCACCCCCGGCCCGCCCGCCGAGCCCGACACAACACGCUCGUCGCCGGGCCCCGGGACACGUGAGGACGAAGCGGGCGGCGCCGCCACGCCCGAGGCCGAGGCAGCCGGCCGGGGCAGCGAGGGCAGUCAGAGUCCGGGCAGCUCGGUGGACGACGCAGAGGACGACCCCAGCCGCACACUGUGCGAGGCCUGCAACAUCCGCUUCAGUCGCCACGAGACCUACACGGUGCACAAGCGCUACUACUGCGCUUCGCGUCACGACCCGCCACCCCGCCGGCCGCCAGUACCAGCGCCGGCGCCCACCCCGGGGACCGGGACGCCCGCGCUGACCGCGCCGCCCGUGCGCACGCGCAGGCGCCGCAAGCUGUACGAGCUGCACGCUGCGGGUCCAGCUCCGCCGGCGACAGGCCCCGCCCCCGCCCCACCGGGUCCCGCGCCGGAGCCGCCCGCCUCGCCGCGGCCCGGAAGCGGAACAACCGCGGGCCCAGCCCCCGAGCCGGCGGCCGAUGGCCCCAUUGACCUGAGCAAGCGGCCGCGGCGCCAACCCCCAGACGGCCCGGCGGCUGCGUUGCCCGCGCUGGCCGACUACCACGAGUGCACGGCGUGCCGCGUGAGCUUCCACAGCCUCGAGGCCUACCUGGCGCACAAGCAGUACUCGUGCCCCGCCGCGCCGCUGCGGCCGGCCGCCGCCUGCCCCUACUGCCCCCCAAGCGCGCGCGCCCGCGGCGACCUGCUGGAGCACCUGCGCCAGGCGCACGGCCUGCGCGUGACCCGGCCCGAGCCCAGCGCGCCGGACAGCCCGGACGGCCGCGCGCCGCGCUCUCCGUCCCCGCCUGCGCCCCCGGCGGAUCCCGCUGACCCGGGCGCAGCGACGCCCGGCAAGGGCCCACCCGCGACCCAGGCGCCCAGCCACCGCUACUGCCGCCUAUGCAACAUCAGGUUCAGCAGCUUGUCCACCUUCAUCGCGCACAAGAAGUACUACUGCUCCUCGCACGCUUCCGAGCACGUGAAGUGAGCCGGCCGCGCAGACCCAGGCCUUGUGGACCCGGGCGCUCAAUAAAGACGUUCGCUGUGAGCAGCGCGCUGGCCGCGGGCCUGGUUCUCUGAGCACAGUCCCCGCAUCCACCCCCAAUGCCCGGAGAAAGAGCUCGAGCCUAACUGGGCAUGGGCCACCCUGGGGUUCAGGGUAUGGCAGUGCACUGGAAGGCUGCAGCCCGGUGCUUGCCCAGGCCCAAAGCGUCAGCCUCUCCAGCACCACCUCCAACCCACUCUGCUUGAGCUAAGCCCUGCACAGGCCAAGAGUGGACGCGGCAAUGCUGGGCUGAACACGUUCUGGCCACAGCUUUGCAGCUGGGCAGCCAGGAAUGCCCUCCAGCCUGGUGUAUCUAGGAAACGAAUACACCCCUUCUCUACCAACUCUGCUG